CGCGCGCUUCAUUCGCACUCUGCGCUGGCUCGAGCUCAGGUUGGACACACCGGUAAUGGGAUCUCUGGCGAGGAAAAUCUUCCAAUAUUUCCGCGUUUAUGCCCUCCAGAGGCUUCUUUUUAUUUUGCGGGAAUAAUUCCGGAUAGGACAUUCAAUUACUCGGAUGCACAGUGAGGGAUAGGAGAUGUGCUGAAAUGUAAAAAAAAAAAAAAAAAAAAUUGCUGUAGAAAAGAAAACGAAUGGGAUAAAAACUUCAAUCAGGACUAUGUAAAAUUUAUUUAUCUGGAAAAAUUCCCCUAAGGUCAAAUUAUUAAGAUAUUUCCUUAAAAACCGCAAUUAUAAUUAAAGAAUUUAAGCAAUUUCAAGAACACAUAGUGUUAGAAAGAAACAAGCAGGUUGAAAGGAAAGAUUCCUGAAAGUUGCUGUGCGUCUUUGUGUAUGGAGAGAGGCAUUGUGUAUGAAGCUUUUUAUCAUGGCUAAGUGGUUUAAAGAUUUCCCAACUCUGAAAACGGGCUCGGACCGACUUCGGUCGGCGUCUGAAUCCGGAGCGCAGACUCGCCCCAGAGGCGCGCUGAGCGGAGGAACCGGAGCCAAAGCGAGUCCGCGGAAGAACUCGGAGAGCGCAGGCGGCGUGGGGUCACUGCUUUCCGGGAGGAACCGCAAAAACUCGGCCGUCGAGCUGGGCCGAAACCACGCGAGUCCGGGCUCGGGCAAGGACGCCAAGAUAUGGGAGAUCCUCAUACCUGGCAAAAACAAGAAGAACGUCAAGAUGGAGGGCUUCGAGGACCACCGGACACUGAGGACGAGCGCCAUCGCGGACGCGUACAUGAGCCGCAUGAUCAAAGUGGAGAAACAGGACAAGUGGCAGGAGAAGAAAUACAGCAGCAGCAACAGCAGCAGCACUGCGGCUGAAGUCACCGGGAGCGAGUCGGACCGCGGGAAAACACCUGUUAAAACCGAAACGCUGAUUAUCUUGGAAGACUAUGCUGACCCUUUUGAUGCUGAGAAAACAAAAGAGCAGAGGGAUGCCGAAAGAGAAGGAGAGAAUGAUGGAUAUAUGGAACCCUAUGAUGCCCAACUUAUAAUCACAGAGAUUCGUCAUCGUGGGUCCAAGGACCUUCUGAAGGUAUGUGUGGUGUUGAAUGGAGGAGAAGGAGAAGGGUCUGGAUCCACACAGAUCUACGAUGUGCCAUAUGAGGAGGUUCUGGAGGGCAUCCCCCUGACCCGGCCCGAGUCUGACCCCCGACCACCUGCAGAGUACGAACUCCCCUGGGAGUGGAAGAAGGAGGAGAUCGUUCGAGCACUGUCAGCUCAGUUUGACUGUGUGGAGAGGGUGUGUAAAGAGGAUGCUCCGCCCACCGGUUUUAAACAGCAGACUCUGCGCUCUGUGAAGAGCUGGACACCCAAAUCUCUGCGCCUAUCCCCUCCCUCUUCCCCGAAAGCCAGCCCGGAUUCGGAGGGCCCUAAAGUGGACCCAACUGUGCCCCUUGAGUUACAGAGCUGGUAUCAUGGCGGCGUAAGUCGUCAAGAGGCAGAGGCUCAGCUGCAGAACUGUAAAGAAGCCAGCUUUCUGGUGCGUGACAGUGAAUCAGCCAACAGCAAAUACUCCAUUGCCCUCAAAACCAGCCAGGGUUGUGUGCACAUUAUAGUAGCCCAGACCAAAGAGUGUGGUUACACACUGGACCAGAGCAGCUGUGUGUUUCCCAGCAUCCCAGAGGUGGUGCAUCACUACUGCACCCAGCGUCUGCCUUUCACUGGAGCUGAGCACAUGACGCUGCAGCACCCUGUUCCCCGUACACACUGAUCCUCUCUCAACACAAACACACAUCUCCGGACAGCCAAGCACAUCAUCCGUCUACAUCUUCCUGCAGACACACACUUCAAUUCUGGAGACAUAACUAAUAAUGACCUCAUAUAAAUAUGCCCCAGCAGCCCACUGCAUGGAAUCCACUAUCGACAUCCUUACCAAACACUCAUUCUUCCUCCCUGUAUACUGUUUUUUUUUUAAUGAGCGUGUUUUAGUAUAUGGUAGAGUUCCCUGAUUUUAUUUUCCCAAAUUAAGCCAAAGCCAUUAGUCAUGUACUAACCUUUAGCGACCCGAAGGGGAAAUAAUUCUUCACAAGUCUUAAAGUUUUGACACAGCAUGGUAGUUUAUUUAGUUUCUAAUUUGUUUGUAAGUAUGUUUCCUUCACACCUUGCUUGUCCCCUUUCUCUUGUCCCUUCUGGAGUCUUUAAUGUGCUGGGCUUCUAAUCAUCAUCAUCAUCAUCAUCAUCGCUCUAAUAAAUGUCCCUCUGUUCUAAUAAAACUCUGGAGGAUAAAAAGACACUAAUGACACGUCUGAGGUGCUCAUUAGCUCCCCCUAAUGACUGUAAUUACACAUUGCAACUGCUCUGUUCUAAUGACCUGCUCUUAAAGUAAGUCUUCAGAUCUGUUGGUACAUCAGUCAGUCAAUGAAUUCAUCAAUUGAUCUGUUUGCCCUUUGUCUGUUAUUUGCUUUUAUUUGAUUUCUGUGCAUAUAUCAGAGCCAAAUUUAAUUUGUGUUGCUUUUUUGUUAUAUUUUGUUGUUUUUUAUGACUCACGAUUAAAAAAUAUCUUUACGUGAUGACCGCUGCGAGACAAUCAAGUUGGCUGACGUAAGCUGUUUCAUUAGUGAAUCAUGUGUCUCCAGUGACUUGCCCACUUUUUGUAUGCCCUUGAAAAAGCUUUCUGUUGAUUGGGAUUAAUUCCAUUUUAUGAUGUAUGCACUCGAGGUUGAUAAGUGGUAAAGGAUCUGAGGCUGCUACUGGUGAGUGCACUGCUCUGAAUGAUUUCAUACAGUAUACAAUUGAUGUGCAGUUUUCUCUUGAUUUUUAAACAUUAUUUUGAAACUUGGAAAUAAAAAGUGCCCAUAUACAGUAAA
Clarias gariepinus (North African catfish) is the source of this 2900-nucleotide messenger RNA. It is a transcript of the gene she, whose product is annotated as Src homology 2 domain containing E. Gene Ontology annotation, molecular function: phosphotyrosine residue binding. NCBI's taxonomy places the organism in Eukaryota, Metazoa, Chordata, Actinopteri, Siluriformes, Clariidae. The coding region runs from base 458 to 1804 and encodes 448 amino acids. The transcript has 6 exons. The record is from RefSeq and is a predicted model, not a curated record.